Messenger RNA from Gymnodraco acuticeps, 4144 nucleotides. Its product is annotated as flocculation protein FLO11-like. The record is from RefSeq and is a predicted model, not a curated record. Lineage: Eukaryota; Metazoa; Chordata; Actinopteri; Perciformes; Bathydraconidae. The transcript is spliced from 8 exons. Bases 1 to 3300 code for a protein of 1099 amino acids.
AUGGCGUUUGUUAGCAACCAGAAAAUGAUCUCCACACAGCCUGAGCGGCUAUCCAAAGGCAGACAGGAUGGGUGUCGGCCGGAUCAUAACAGUUUUCCUGAUUAUAACAGGACCAACAACAGCAGCACCCACAACCAGCAUUCCUACUACAGAAGCUCCAACUACUGCUGCUGCGACAACGGUGCAACCUACAACUACUGCUUCACCUACGACAGCAGCAAUUUGGACCGCAGCACCUACUACUGUUGCAACAACAACAGCAGCACCUACAACUACUGCUGCUCUGACAACGGUGCAACCUACAACUACAGCUACACCUACAACAGCAGCACCUACUACUGUUGCAACAACAACAGCAGCACCUACAACUACUGCUGCUCUGACAACGGUGCCACCUACAACAACUGCUACACCUACAACAGCAGCACCUACGACUGUUGCAACAACAACAGCAGCACCUACAACUACUGCUGCUCUGACAACGGUGCAACCUACAACAACUGCUUCACCUACAACUACUGCUGCUCAGACAACGGUGCCACCUACAACAACUGCUACUCAGACAACGGUGCAACCUACAACAACUGCUACACCUACAACAGCAGCACCUACUACUGUUGCAACAACAACAGCAGCACCUACAACUACUGCUGCUCUGACAACGGUGCCACCUACAACAACCGCUACACCUACAACAGCAGCACCUACUACUGUUGCAACAACAACAGCAGCACCUACAACUACUGCUGCUCUGACAACGGUGCAACCUACAACAACUGCUUCACCUACAACAGCAGCACCUACUACUGUUGCAACAAUAACAGCAGCACCUACAACUACUGCUGCUCAGACAACGGUGCCACCUACAACAACUGCUGCUCUGACAACGGUGCAACCUACAACAACUGCUACACCAACAACUGCAGCCCCUACUACUGUUGCAACAACAACAGCAGCACCUACAACUACUGCUGCUCUGACAACGCAGCCCCUACUACUGUUGCAACAACAACAGCAGCACCUUCAACUACUGCUGUUCCAACAACAACGUUGCAACCUACAACAACUGCUACACCUACAACAGCACCACCUACUACUGUUGCAACAACAACAGCAGUACCUACAACUACUGCUUCACCUACAACUACUGCUGCUCUGACAACGCAGCACCUACUACUGUUGCAACAAACAACAGCAGCACCUACCACAACUGCUACACCUACAACAGCAUCACCUACUACUGUUGCAACAACAACAGCAGCAUCUACAACUACUGCUGCUCAGACAACGGUGCUACCUACAACAACUGCUUCACCUACAACAGCAGCACCUACUACUGUUGCAACAACAACAGCAGCACCUACAACUACUGCUGCUCAGACAACGGUGCUACCUACAACAACUGCUACACCUACAACAGCACCACCUACUACUGUUGCAACAACAACUGCUGCACCUACAACUACUGCUACUCUGACAACGGUGCAACCUACAACAACUGCUUCACCUACAACAGCACCACCUACUACUGUUGAAACAACAACAACAGCACCUACAACUACUGCUGCUCAGACAACGGUGCUACCUACAACAACUGCUACACCUACAACAGCACCACCUACUACUGUUGCAACAACAACUGCUGCACCUACAACUACUGCUACUCUGACAACGGUGCAACCUACAACAACUGCUUCACCUACAACAGCACCACCUACUACUGUUGAAACAACAACAGCAGCAUCUACAACUACUGCUGCUCUGACAACGGUGCAACCUACAACAACUGCUUCACCUACAACAGCACCACCUACUACUGUUGAAACAACAACAGCAGCAUCUACAACUACUGCUGCUCUGACAACGGUGCCACCUACAACAACUGCUUCACCUACAACAGCAGCACCUACUACUGUUGCAACAACAACAGCAGCACCUACCACAACUGCUACACCUACAACAGCACCACCUACUACUGUUGCAACAACAACAGCAGCAUCUACAACUACUGCUGCUCAGACAACGGUGCUACCUACAACUACUGCUGCAUCUACAACAGCAGCACCUACUACUGUUGCAACAACAACAGCAGCACCUACAACUACUGCUGCUCAGACAACGGUGCAACCUACAACUACUGCUACACCUACAACAGCAGCACCUACUACUGUUGCAACAACAACAGCAGCACCUACAACUACUGCUGCUCAGACAACGGUGCAACCUACAACUACAGCUACACCUACAACAGCACCACCUACUACUGUUGAAACAACAACAACAGCACCUACAACUACUGCUGCUCUGACAACGGUGCCACCUACAACAACUGCUUCACCUACAACAGCAGCACCUACUACUGUUGCAACAACAACAGCAGCACCUACAACUACUGCUUCACCUACAACUACUGCUGCUCUGACAACGGUGCCACCUACAACUACUGCUGCAUCUACAACAGCAGCACCUACUACUGUUGCAACAACAACAGCAGCACCUACAACUACUGCUGCUCAGACAACGGUGCAACCUACAACAACUGCUACACCUACAACUGCAGCACCUACUACUGUUGCAACAACAACUGCUGCACCUACAACUACUGCUACUCUGACAACGGUGCAACCUACAACAACUGCUUCACCUACAACAGCACCACCUACUACUGUUGAAACAACAACAACAGCACCUACAACUACUGCUGCUCUGACAACGGUGCUACCUACAACAACUGCUACACCUACAACAGCACCACCUACUACUGUUGCAACAACAACUGCUGCACCUACAACUACUGCUACUCUGACAACGGUGCAACCUACAACAACUGCUUCACCUACGACAGCAGCACCUACUACUGUUGCAACAACAACUGCUUCACCUACAACUACUGCUGCUCAGACAACGGGGCAACCUACAACUGCUAAACCUACAACAACAGCAGCAUCUACUACUGUUGCAACAACAACAGCAGCAUCUACAACUACUGCUGCUCCGACAACGGGGCAACCUACAACUGCUAAACCUACAACAGCAGCACCUACUACUGUUGCAACAACAACAGCAGCACCUUCAACUACUGCUGCUCCAACAACGGGGAAACCUACAAAACAAGGUGUUGUAGCUAUGAGAAUCAAGAUUUCCUCUGCGUCUCCACUGUCUGAAGACUUCAUCAGGAGUACCAUCAUACAACAGAUUAAAGAUGAGCUGGUGAGAAAAGGGCUGCCAUCAGACAUAACUCUACGCCUCGUCAGAAGUGUUCAACUGGGACUCAAAACCCAGCAUGUCUUUUAUUCCUAACUUCACCUGAAGAUGACAUUAAUGCUCCAAAUUUGACAAUCUGAAUUAAGGACUAUCUACUUUCACCAAAGGAAAUCGAAUUAAUUACAGAUAUUAAAAUCCUUUGCAGCAAAAUCUGGGUGAAUGCAAACCAUAGCUGUGAUAAAUGUAGUGUUUUUACUGAUGUAUAUUAUAUUUCCAUAUUUGAAGUGUAUUAUAUUUUUACGAGAGUGAAAGCAGUAUAUUUCUAUUACACUGUACAUGCAAAAAGCCAAUAGGGACAGUAUUUUCUACUCUAAUUUUUGCAUUUUCCCAAAUAAAACACAUUCAAAUUCAAUAUUCCAGAUUAUGUAUAUGAUCAGAGUUUAAUGAUUUAAAAUCAAAGUCUUCAGUUUUGUUUAGAGUUGUUUUGCAGGAGGUGGUUGAACUCAUCACAUGUUUGAGGGAAUAGUUGACUAGUGUGACUCUUAUGCCCCUUUCACACCAACGCGUUUUCAGCUGGAGCUGGAGCCUGGAAAGUACCGGUUUUUCCUGUUCACACCGCAGAGGCGCCGCCUCUUAGCUCCGGAAUCCGGUUCACUUCCAGCUCCAAAAAAUUGUCGGUCUAGAGGCAAGAGCUUCGGAGCUAAGAGGCGGCGUCGCUUACGUUUUUCAGAAGGUUUUGCUGCCAUCGAUUUUAUUCGCAGUGUUUUAUGUCUCUAUAUAAUAUAAACCAAAUGCAAAAAUGUGUAACCUCAAUUAAUUUAAACUGAACAAAAACAAAUCUUACAUAAAUGAAAGUUAUACCGUUGAUUAUGCUAAUUCAGAAAGCUUUAUUUCAUAUUGCAUUGUGUCUUAACUGUAUUGUGUUUAACUAUGAGAUGAU